This is a messenger RNA of Acanthopagrus latus (yellowfin seabream), 1452 nucleotides long. It is a transcript of the gene shisa3, whose product is annotated as shisa family member 3. Bases 38 to 883 code for a protein of 281 amino acids. NCBI's taxonomy places the organism in Eukaryota, Metazoa, Chordata, Actinopteri, Spariformes, Sparidae. The record is from RefSeq and is a predicted model, not a curated record. The transcript has 2 exons.
ACACUUUGAGCCCCACCAGCGGGCUCCGCUCGCCGGGAUGGUGCGCCUGCUGAACUGCCUGCUGCUCGGAUAUCUGACCUGGAAUCUGCGGAUAUCGGACGCGCAGGGGGAGUACUGCCACGGCUGGCUGGACUCUAAUGGGAACUAUCAUGAGGGCUUCCAGUGUCCGGAGGACUUGGACACCAUGGACGCCACCGUGUGCUGCGGCUCCUGCUCGCUGCGCUACUGCUGCGCGGCGGCGGACGCGCGGCUGGACCAGGGGAGCUGCACCAACGACCGGGAGGUGGACAACACGGAGUUUGCAGCGCAGCCCGUCUACGUUCCCUUCCUGAUGGUGGGAAGCAUCUUCGUCGCCUUCGUCAUCGUCGGCUCUCUGGUGGCCGUCUACUGCUGCACCUGCCUGCGGCCCAAGCAGCCGACCCAGCAGCCCAUCCGCUUCUCCCUGCGCAGCUGCCAGGGCGAGACCAUCCCCAUGAUCCUCACCACCGCCCCCCCGAGCCUCCGCGCCCCGUCGCGACAGUCCAGCACGGCCACCACCAGCUCCAGCUCGGCCGGAGGAGGCAGCUCCAUGCGGAGGUUCUCCCUCGGAGGUCCGGGGCAGCAGCAGCAGCACGGCUGCCUGGUGUCCGCCACCAUCUCCUCGUCGGCCUCCACCCCCACACAGACCCCUCAGACUCUCCCUCCCCCUCCCCCUCCCCCCUACACCUCCCCACCUAUGUCAGGAGGCAUGCAACACCCCUCCACCCACACCCAGCUGCAGCUCCACCAGCCCUCCAUGUCCUCUCAGAGCGCCGGGUUCCUCCUGCCGCAGCAGUACUUCUUCCCCCUGCAGCCCGACGCCUUCUCAGCGGCGAAGGGAUUCGCCGACUUCGGACAGAGCUGACAGGGCCGACGGAGAAGGAUUACAAGGUUUUCAGAGCCCGCGAGGACAAAUACGCUGCGAUCCAGCUGGUGGUGUUUGGGUGGAGGGCCCGGGCCGGCUCAGCGGACACAGAGAGCGUGACAGGAGGACGAGGGAUAAAGUACAACAAAGCUGCUGUGGUGGAGCGGCGUGGCCAGAGGCGUUUCCCCUUCUGCAUCACAGCACACAUCGACAGAAACUCUGAAUCUGAAUCUUGUGCACUUUGUCUCUUAUUGUAAACAGACCUCACUGAGCUACAUUUUUAUUUUUUUAUACAUGCUGUCUUCUCUCCAGUCUAUCACACACCCAGAAAUACUGUAGACGGCCCGACACUGUCACUCUGAGACUUGUUUCAUUGGUAGAAAUAGACGUUGGAAACCAGGGAAAUAUCUUGUUUUUUUGACAAUCGCGAGGACCCGACACAUAAAGGACAUUUUAUUCUGGAGGAGCGUGGACUUUUAUAAGAUGUUGUUACAGGCACUAUAGCCAGAGCAGGGUUGUCAUAUUGAUUCCCUCAUUUACAUCAAAUAAAAAAAAAAAGUUGUCUCUCA